Messenger RNA from Soboliphyme baturini, 1563 nucleotides. The record is from the annotation of a GenBank genome assembly. Lineage: Eukaryota; Metazoa; Nematoda; Enoplea; Dioctophymatida; Soboliphymatidae.
AUGCUUCCGCCACGAUUGGAGGUACAGCUGCGUAUUUGCCAGUACGAUGAAUUGCGUGAGCAACUGGAUGAUUUUCCAAUGAACAUGGUGAUCAGGUUGAACGAUAAUCUGGUCACAUUGCCGCAAGCGGUUUCCGUUCGUAAAGACGAGACUCCCAAACGCCCGGGAAGACCCAUCGAUGUUACUCGUCUUUGCCGGGCUCACUGCAAUAAUCAACGCCUGUACGUUCAAUGGGAGGUCGAAGCAGGGAAACUCAGCCGACGACGACUAGAAUAUCCGUGCCGUUCAUCAGUUUGCAAACAUCUGCAAUGCUUCGAUGCCAAAGUGUUUCUUGAAAUGAACGAAAAGAGAGCCAGUUGGAUCUGUCCAGUUUGUUACCAUCCAGCUUUGUAUAAAGACCUCAUAAUUGACGAGUAUUUUAUCAAUGUAAUAAAGCAGCUGCCUCCAGGAUGUAGUGAAAUAGAGAUUAACGAUGAUGGAAGUUGGGUGCCGGUUAUCAAAAAGGAAACAAAAAAAGAUGGUGAAGCCGAGCCUUCUGAUACUCCGGUCAUGAAUUGUUUAGUUGCGCCAAAUGAACCGGAUUCUCCAGACAGUGAAGUAUCGACGGAUUGUUGCAUCCCGCGAGAAUCGAAUGAAAGGACAAAUCGCGCGAAGUUCCUCGGAUUAGUUGAUCUAACUCAAGAGAGUGACGACGAGGACGACGAUGACGGCAGCAAGCAGGGUGGUGCUUCCGUAGGCAGUCACUCGACGAAGAGCAGCACCACCAGUUCAUCGGUCAUCGUGCUUGAUUCGCCUCAGGCAGCCAUAGCGACGACGCCGGAGGACCCGAUUACUUUCAAGAGUGUGGAAGACGUACUAAUUAUGUCGGGAUUUGGCGACUGCCUGCCACCGCCAGUGAAGAAACGAGUAGUGGCGUCGAUGUACAGACGUGACGGAAGCAACGACUAUCGUCAUCAAACGACCUCUUCCCAUCAACACAGGUGUUCAACAGCUGCGACUUCUAACGCCAGGCCUGCGGAAACGUUGAUGGACGCUUUAGGCGGCGGCCGCCGCAUUCCACAUGGUUCCGCAGGUGCUGACAACUGCUUUCCGUAUUUCACUUCAAUGUUUAAUUGUCCAGUUCCUUCGGAGUCGAUGUGUCCACAAAGCUACGGUCAGGGAAAUGGUCGUAUUAACGAGUCUGUGCCAGCGGAAUACACCGGAUCGGCAAAUACUUACAUUAGUCCUUCAUAUGAACCAUACAUGAGCAGCAUAUACCGCUCUAGCAUGGUUCCAAAUGGUUCCCAUUCGGACGUUACCGGAAAGCAGGUGGACGGCAGCAUUGUCGAUUCGUACAGCCGCAGGACAAGGCCAGUAGCAGCGCACCACGUAAUGUACGACCGUAUGAACGGCCACACAGAUAGCGCGUUGCGAUCUAGCUUGAUCAAUGACCCAUCUCGCAGUUAUACCUAUUCAGGUCCGCCGCCAUCAACGCACCCAUUUACGGCUUGCAUGACUGCCACUUACCAGGCACAGGCGCAGACCCAAUACGUUCGUAGUUAUAUAUCGAAACGCAAUCAGUGA